This is a messenger RNA of Heterotrigona itama, 2781 nucleotides long. The record is from the annotation of a GenBank genome assembly. Lineage: Eukaryota; Metazoa; Arthropoda; Insecta; Hymenoptera; Apidae.
AUGUUUCUAAUGCUGGCUGAUCGCGUUUUCCUAACACAACCGAAAAUGACGUGCCUUUACACGUUGAUGUUUUACAACGUCGUUACUUACUGCAUUGGUUAUAUCGAGGAACUGAUCGAAAGGAAGGAUUGGUCGCUUCGCGUGACUCUCACGGAAAAGUCAAAGAUUAAACAUCUGGCCAUGUCUGCCACCAAAAUAGCGUUGGAGUGGACUAAAGCCGUCACUUUUAUCGUGACCUUGACGUUCGUGUUCCUGGUCUUUGGCUUGCAUCAAGGUCUCGAGCGUUACAAACCAUCGACGAAUUACGUAACGAUAACCUGGAUCUAUUAUCUGACAACGGAGAAAGUGUUCGUCGAAACGUUUCCCUCCAUCUUGAAAUCUUUUCGUUCGGACAUGUUCGAAAAUCUCGAGGAACUUUACGCCUCGAUGAUAUUGAAAUCAUUUGCCGUUGGCGCUUCUGCGUGCCUGGUCGCGAUACUCGCGCCGCUAGCAUCCUGGAAAUUUUUACUCGUCGCCGUCUAUUCCAACGUUUAUUUAACAUCGAAAGAUCUGUUGCGAAUAUCUGGCUGGCCCGCGUUGAAACUAGAACGUGAAACGUUGAAUCGUUAUAGGAAAGCAACGGCUGAAGAAAUCGAACGAUUCGACGAUGUCUGCCCUGUUUGUCUCUGCGACAUGAUCGGCGCCAGAGUAACACCGUGCUCCCAUCUUUUUCACGCUGAUUGUUUGCGUCAGUGUCUGAAGACGAACGACGCUUGUCCCAUGUGCAAGAGAGAAUUGACGUUAGGAUCGACGUCGACGAGUCGCAAAGUGGUUGUUCGUGAUAUUGCCGAAUAGGUUAUUCGUGAAAUUGCGAUCGACCGAACACCGUAAAAUGUGCACGUUAAACUUAUCCGGAUGUGAGGAUACCUUUGACGUAGAGUCAACAGUCACAACUACUUUUCCUACUACGAGUACCGUACGAGUGCGAGAUGCUGUGCCUUUCUGUGAGAAAUGUGGCAAUCGAGAGACGCGAGUGUUUUCGAAGAACAAACACGAGUAUUGCGAAAGGUGCUUCUCGACUACGCUGAGACGCAAGUUUCGAGCAACUUUGAGUAAAUCUAAAUCGGUGCGUACGAAUGACUCGAUACUCGUUGCUCAUUCUGGGAAAGCAAAUUCAACUUUACUUUUGCAUCUUGUCGCGACCGACGCGGCGAACCAAUCAGUUUCCAAGAAACUUCGACUUUCGUUUAAAGUUCUUUACAUAGAUGAUGGUAUGGCGAAAGGACGUUCCAUCGAAGAGAGAGAAUCUAUUCAAAGUGCAUUGGCCAAGGAAGCUGAAAAUUUGCAAUUGACCAUGUACGUUCUACCUUUGUCAAACUGUGCGAUCGACAGCGGCAUCCGUCAAGAGAUACGCCUGAUAAACGAACCCCCGUUGAUGAACGCGACGAGCGAGAAUACGAGGAUACGAGAAAUAUUUGAUAAUUUGGAAAACGAUACGGCCAAAGAUGAAUUGUUGCAACGAUUGAGACUAAGAUUACUCGUAUCUGCAGCACGUACGCUUGAUUGCGAUAAAAUUUUCAUUGCCGAUGCGUCUGUUGACCUUGCGGUAAAAGUUCUCGACAAUGUAUCGACUGGAAGAGGUUCUCAAUUGCCUUUCAACGUUGCGUCUUCCGAUACGAGAUACGACGACGUAACGCUACUUCGGCCACUUCGAGAUUUCACGCGCGACGAUAUAACUGGAUAUUUCAAGUGUUACGAUCUACGUCCGAUUCUUGAUUCUGACAAAUGUAAUGUAUGUUCUUCCUUUCCCGCGUCUGUGCGAAAUGUUACGAGAAAUUUUCUUCGUAAAUUAGAUUCCGAAUUUCACGGCACCGUACCCACGAUAUAUCGUACCGGUGAGAAAUUAGCCGCAAAGAGAGUGGAAUGUGAGAACAGCGACGCGAGGAUCCGUGCUGAUGUCGACGAUGACGAUGAUAUCUGUGUGCUUUGCGAAUUAACGUCAGAUUCCUCUUAUUUGUCGAAAGAAGGACCGUCUGUUGUACGGGCAAAGUUGUUUUCGAAAUUAGUUUCUACGGUUGCGGACACUUUGUUCGACGGGGCUGCAAAUUCGCCAGAUAUUCGCAACCUGUCGAGCAACGAGCGAGUUGAAAGCAUAAAUUUAGCUUUAAAAAAGGAGAAACGUCAAUGUCGGAGUGACGCAAUCAUGUCUGACGAUAACGGUGACUUGUUCAAGUACCAGGCUCACAAAGCAGCGAUACAGAGCCCUGUAACUGAAUUGGGUUCGGUUCUGGUUCAUAAUCAGUAUCAUGCCGAGUGUAGAGAUUUCGAGCUAAAUGUAGCUAAAUGCAUCGAUGCAUACGGAUUUCACAAAGCGAUAAAAGAGUGUCGGUCGUUGAUCCAUGAUUUCGAAGAAUGUGUGUUUCAAGAAAAGAGAAGACAAAGAUAUGAGAUAAUAGUUUCGGAAUUCAAUCGUCAGGUCAAAGCUGGAGAAAGAAAGUACGAAAAGGCGCCGUUUAUCUCUUUCCUUUAGAAUCUAUUGGAAAAAAGUAUACUUUUGUCUCUCGAGUAGUGUUUACGGUGUAUCUUGAAUAAGUCGAACUGUAUAAAACUGUCAAAUUGUAUAAACAGUUUGUGAUAACCAAUCGCGAAAGAAGGUAUAGUUUAUUCUUCCAUUCUCAUUUUUCCUGUCUCACGUAUCACGUUCCAAAGUUGUCGCGAUCAGUCUCGUGACUUGCCAGCGUUUGUCAAAUUGUAUCGUCAAGCACGUUGAAUUUAACGCAAAUGAAUAAAGUGAUAAUGACG